CGGCGCUUGGGUGAAUUUUACACACACGCUACUCAGCUAGCUGGCGUGCUCGUCUUCUACGAAGUUCGAACUUUUGGAGUGAGUUUUCAUCUUUUCCAAAGAAGCUAUAGACGGUUUUUAUUGGAUUUUCAAAAUCACUUUCGCCAUCGAAAUCCAUUGGUUUCCUUUGAAGAGCAGGACAUCAGGUGAAAGUCAGGUUUUUGGGUGGAAAGAGAGCCAACACAAUGGAAAGGACACGCCUACUAAGUGUUGCUGUCUGCCUUCUUGCCCUGACAACUCUUUCAAUUGCACAAGAAGAUGCUCCUGGCACCGCUGCCGCAACACAAGACUCGACCAAUCCCCCGGGGACAUCUCCACCAAAGAUAACGGGACAGUCACCUUCCUAUUAUGUGGUAUUAUCAAAAGAGCCGACAGAAAUCGAAUGUGUGGCAGAUGGGACUCCAGCGCCAACGUACCACUGGCAGAAAGACGGUGCAGAUUUGGAAAUCGCAGACCCGUAUUCCCUCAAUGGAGGCAACUUACAAGUGCGACGGCCGGUGGAAGCGACCAAUGGGAUAUACAGAUGUUACGCCACCAAUGCGUAUGGGGUGGCCAUGUCGAACAAGAUCGACUUCCAGAUCGCCUUCACUGAUGCAUUCGUAGACAAGGAGAAGGCCACCUUCAGAUUUAAUGAGGGCGACGUGGCCACCAUCCCCUGCAACCAGCCGGACAGCGUGCCACUUCCCUCCAUCUUCUGGACGGACGAUGCCAAUCCCGGCAACAAGAUCCCCCUGAACAACCGCGUCAGCAUCGACCCCAACUUCAACCUGCGGUUCUCUAACAUCAAUACGACGGAUACCGGCAACUACCAGUGUAACGUCAAGAAUGACAAGAUGCGACUCCAGCUCUUGUCCCCAGUCAAGGAGGUUGUGGUCAUCCCAGUUGAGAAUAUUGAAACCAGGCCAGCCACAUUUGUCUACACUCCGCCAGCUUCAGUGGAUGCCUUCCGCACGGAGAAGCUUCGUCUGAAAUGCAUGGCUGAAGGAUAUCCAACACCAGUUAUCACUUUCACGAAAGACGGCGAGUCGCUGCCUGCCGAUCGCACGUCCUAUGAGAGCUACGGCCAGGAACUGGUCAUCAGUGAUGUUAUGGCGUCAGACGUUGGCUCCUACAUGUGCACGGCUAGCAACGGAGGCGGUACCCCUACCGCUUUCACCAUCACUGUCACUGUAAAGUCAAAACCAUAUUGGGAGAACAAACCAGAGGACACAAACAUUGUGAUCAAUGAGGGCGGUGUGUUAGAUUGCUCAGCUGAGGGCAUCCCGGUUCCCAUGGUAACCUGGCUUAUUAACGGUGUGCCCUUUAAAGAGGCAGAGGCCAAUCCUCGUCUCACCAUCACCGAGGGUAUCGGAGGGGGCAGGGUAGAAUUAACAAAUGCCAUUACGGAGGAUAGUGCCGUCUUCGUGUGUGUAGCAUCCAACGAGUAUGGCGAGAUAUUCGCCAGUGGCUUCGUCAAUGUGGAAUCAAUCCCGGCUGAAAUGACCGAUGCACCCCAGCGGAACCUGAACAGCAUCGAAGGCAGAGCCUUUGACUUGACCUGCGCAGGGCAGGGCUCCCCGAAGCCUACCAUCCAGUGGACAUUUCAAAACAAUCCGAUUGUCCAUGGUGAAUCAAAGUACAGCAUCGUGGAAGAUGGCAAUACGAGAAGCACAACCAGCACUCUGACAGUCACAGGAGUGGGUGUGGAAGAUAGCGGCGACUACAAGUGCAUUAUUGAGAACGGCUUCGCAGCAGUGGAGGCCACAUCAACGGUGAAUGUCAGAAGAGGUACAACAAUUGUCGUGGGUCCAGGGGCUGAGGUGAGUGUAGAGCUGGGUGCAGACGCCAUCAUUGCAUGCGAGGUGGAUCACGAUGCCGCGCUGGAACCCACAGUUACCUGGUCACGUAACGUUGGAGCCGGCGAAGAAGAGCUGGACCUGACGGUGCCGGGCGGACGCUUCCGACGGGCCAAAACUGGCUCGGACAACCUGAAAGUGGUGGCUACUGUCGGGGAGGACACGGGAACGUACAAGUGCAAAGCUGUGACAACUGAAGACGAGGCCUCGGCAUCCACAGAGCUGGUCAUUAAGACUGUGCCUUCCCCUCCGUCUAAACCGAUAGUCAGCAAGCGCUCUGACAUCUCCGAUACCAUGGUUGCUGUGGCGUGGAACAGUGGGGACGACGGCAACUCCCCAAUCACUGAUUACAUUGUCUCGCGCAUGACCAACUUCGCCGACCUUGGCUGGGUAGUUGAGUCCACUGUGCCAGCUGCCUCCACCCAGGCUUCCUUAGACCUCUCCCCCUACGUCACCUACUGGUUCCGCGUGGUGGCCGUCAAUGCUAUCGGAGAGUCUCAGCCCAGCGAGUUGUCUGAUGAGUACACGACUGCAGCCGCAGCUAUAACGGAGACCCCAGAGGAGGUGGGACUUGAAGCCACGGAUCCUGGCAAGUUGAAAGUGACAUGGCCGGAAGUGCACCCGUACGACCAGAACGGCCCCGGAUUCAAGUACGUGGUCAGAUGGAGGGAGGCAGGCACCAGUGAUGACUGGACACCCCACAACAUUGACGACUACAGGACGACCAGCUACGAGAUCGACGGCGGUGAUAUCUACAAAGAGCUGGAGGUGGAGGUGGUGUACGUGAAUGACCUAGGGGAAGGACCAGCCUCAGAAAAGUCAGGUUUCACUGGAGAAGGAACUCCUACGGAAGCACCACAGAAUGUCCAGGUGGUCGCUGACAGUCCGACAGAAGUCGUCAUAACCUGGGAUGAAGUGCCUGCCUCGUCUAUUAACGGCAUGCUCCAGAAGUUCCUGGUUUACUAUACCAUGGUAGAGGCACAGGCCCAGGGCCAGGAGCCUGCCGAGUGCCUGCCCAACACCGACUGUCGUGUGGGCGACCUCACCCCGUACAUGAACUACCAAUUCCGGGUGGCGGUCCGAAACGGUCAACGCGAGGGCGAAAAGUCGGCUCCUGUCUCAUUCCAGAUGCCUGAAGGAGAAUCUGGACCUGUAUAUGAAAUGUCCAUUGUCCCACUGUCCGACCGUAUAAUGGUGAAGUGGGGCAAGCCGGCUUCCCCCAAUGGUGUCAUCAAGGGAUACAACCUCAGCUACAACACCUUCGAUGGCAAUGAUUUGGGAGAGGAGACCAGAGUUCCCAUUGGGGACCCAGAGGCCGAUUCCUACAAGGUGGAGUCUGCACAGCCCGACACCAACUACCGCAUCUCAGUCUACGCCACCAACGGAUAUGGCCUCGGCCAAGCGACCACCCAGGAGAUUAAGACGCGAGUCGGUGGAGAGCCACCCAAGCCUCUUCUUGCCGAUGCCCAGAUCGCGCCAGGAAAGACGUACAUCAAUGUGACCUUUGUCCAAAAGGACGAGGGCGCCGCAGCCAACGAGUUCUACGUUUUGUACAAGGAAGCAAACGACCCAGAGGCAGAAUAUCAGGAGACUAAGCGCGUAGACCUGCUGGAUAAAAGCAUGACCAAUGUACCUGAACUGGAGCCCGGCACAGAGUAUCUGCUGACCAUUGUGGCUGUGAAUGAUGCAGGAGAGGUAUCUGGAGACGAAGAAAAAGUCAAGACACUUGCAGGCGCUGCUCAGAGGGCCUCUCCCAUCUAUGUUCAGGGAUGGUUCAUCGUCCUUCUCAUCAUCAUCGUCGCUCUCCUCUGCAUCCUGCUGGUGCUUUGUAUCCUCAAGAGCCAGAGAGGAGGAAAGUACAAUGUGUCGGAUAAGGAGCAGCAGCGUAAGGGUGACAUAGAGAGCACGCCUCUCAAAGAUGAGGAUGGAUUCGAGGAGUUUGAACCUAGCAAGGAUAAUAAAGAUGGGGAACUGCCACGUGGAUCUCAGGGCAGUCUGCAACCGAGCGAGCCGGGCAGCAGCGACACAGACAGCCUGAAGGAGUAUGCCGACGGCGAGCUGGGCAAGUUCAACGAGGAAGGCUCCUUCAUCGGCCAAUAUGGCGACAAGAAACAACGACCGACUGAUGACACCGAUCAAGGCGGGGCAGCCUACUCAACAUUCGUCUGAGGAAUGAGAACGUGCUCCCCUCCCAUCCCCCAAAAAACCCUUAACCAGUAGCUCAACUAAGUGCUUUGCAGAUGUGUAUCCUGUGGAGAUGAUAUGGAAGAAGGGGGGGUUGUUCUUUUAGUCUCUGCCCGUCCCUUUUUAUCUUUUUUCCAUUUACCUGAACUACUGGAGUAUGCUGUGCUGUGCCGUGGAGGGACGCGUUUGUCUGUCUCUCCUUCAAAAGGGAGACAAUUUUAUUCUUAAAGGUCUUAGAUGAAAUCUGACUAAGCAAGGUCUCAACUGUAAAGUAUUCUCGGUUUCUCACGUAUUCUAAAACUGCAUCUGUCAUUGUGUGUACAUGUAUUUGGUUUUAUCUUAUAAAGGCAAAGUAAAGGUUUGAUUUUGUGUUUCACGUGUUAGUCUUAGCUCCAAAGUAGAUGCAAUGGGACACUAAAGUAACAUUCCUAGAAAUGCCAAAUUGAAAAAAAAGUUUGAGAUUUCCGAUGUCUAAUCCAAAAGUGUUAAAAAUAAAAUCAGUGUUAGAUGUAACAUAUUUUUAAAUUUAUUUUAUUUGUUUCGAUUAUUUUUACUGUUAUAUUCCCGAUAAGAUAUUAAAAGGAAAUGGUUUGUUUUUGUGUGAAAUGCAGCUCUAGUUAAGUACUGAAAAUCCAGUACUGUAAUAUCUAUUGCGAGAUUCAUGUGAUUAUUGCCUUUAGUAGUGGCGUUUUUUAUAGCAGUGUGUGGACACUAUAUGGUGUUGAAUUCCACUUUUUUCCAUUUACAUUUUUGGUGUUGAGAAACCAAUUCCUUCUGUUUUGUAAAAAGUAGCAACAUUUUCUAGAGGACUUUUAUUUUAAAAUUCCGCUUGGCCUUUAGGGGGAUAUUCUUUUAUUUUAAUGUGACGCUCUUAAAGCAAUGUUUAGACUGUUUGCAGUUGAAAUAUUAACCUUCGCAUACUUAUUAGAAUUGUAUUUUAAAACCUGUAUGGUACAAAUGUUAUGACAGCCUUAUCUUUUUUUUAGAGAGAGAUAUUAGCAUCUUCAGCUCAGCCACUGUUGUCAUUUAACUUGAAAUCUUAUUUCCAAACAAUACUGAGUGACUGUUUAGAAAUAUUUGUAGAUAGGCACUUGUUUGUAUGCCAAAACGUGUUGAACUUGUUACAUGUUAGUUACCCUGGAUUUUGGAAAGGUACCCACUGAUUGAAAAGCUGUUACCUUUUGUUGCGGUGAUGGAGGUACAUGUAUUUUUAGAUUUCUUUUGUAACGCUGCACCAUAUAUAAUGUCUAGGGUUAACAUUCAAGCUAGCAGAAUUGUUUGCAAGCAUUGUUUUGUAGGAGGUCCUUUUUAGAUUCCCUGUACAAAGUUGAGAUUCUACCAUGUCUACAUGUACAGGUACCAUGCAACGGUGUGUGACUGGUUUCGAAAUCAAGAUCAUAUAUGAUCAAGUUGUUCUGGAAUGGGCCAACCAACCCAAAGAAGCUUGUUGGCUUUGUGAACACAUCUGCACUAUUACGGGAAAUUGUACCCUAGGGAGACAUCCCCAUAGGAUUGUGCACAAAUUUUGUCCAACUUUAGUGACCCCUGACCCCAAUUUUCUCUUAUCCUACCCCCACGCGAAUAUUGGUAUAUUUAUGAUUUGGACCACAGGCAAUUGAUCUAGCCUAUUUGAGACAUAGAAUUCUGUCUCUGAGGAGUUGAGACAUUAAGGAGAGAUUGAAAUAAUGUCCGGUUUCUCCCUAAGGUAUAACUUAUGACAGAAAACUGUCUCCUUUACCUUAACAUUAACAGGAAUUAAAGAUGUCUUAGGAAAGUUAUUAUUUUGCAAGGUGUUACUGUAUGAGACUUGCAAACAGCCCCGUAUACACUUAUAGCUAAAUGUAGCAAGAGCUUCAAACCUUGUAUGGAGAAUUUGUAGACCUCUAAGGCCAUUUCUUGGAGCAGGUUAGCACACGAUUCUAUUGAGCCAAAACAAAUAUUGCUAAAAUGUCAUGUGAUAUACACUGUAUUAUGCUUGUGACAGUUUCUCUGCUGAUAGUGGCUUUGCAAUGCAGAGUUGCUUAUCGCUAUAUUUUUAAUGAGCUGCUUCAGGCCCUGUUGACUGGUGCGGAGAGCUGUGACAUGUCAACUGAAAGCUUAUUAAAUAGCACCAAGCUGCACUAACAAGAUAUUGGGACAGAAGAAUUUGGUUUGCCCGGCGUUUGAGAAAUGGUAACAUCAUGGAGCGUUGCUAUACUAUUUAUUGAUCAUGAUAAGUCAAACCAGAAUUGUUGAAAGGAUUUGUAAAGCUGUAUUGAUGGAGACAUGAAAAUAAAAACCUUUUUUUUAAUAUUUGAAUACAUUUUAAAAAGUACUUGGUGUCUUGAAACUUCAACAAAAAUUAAACACUUAAAUCUUUCUUCUAAUAAUAAAAAUUGAUUUUGAUGAUGUAAAAAGUAAAGGCCUGUUAGGCAAAUAUGAACGUAACUAAUCGUAGUUUUAGUGUACUCUAUGAAUGGUCAAUGUAGAACUAUAAUGUACUUAGAUUUAGAUGCUGUAUAUUAAAAGAACCACUGUAUAUUGUACUGUGAAGUUACACAGCUUUCUUGCAUGCAGUCAAGAGCGUUCUCAGUGAACGGCAAAACAUUUUUAUGAAUAAAAUUGCGCUGUUUUGAUGUUUGUGUACACUGUAUUAAAUUAAUGACGUUUUAUCCUAACGAACUAGUCGUGAAAAAGCUAGCUUUUAGUAAUGCGUGUGUUCUAUACAUUUAAGCAAAGUUGUAUAAUAUUCGAAAAAGCCCCAUUUGUUGGGCUCCCGUAAUGGGUGCCUCUGGACAAAUUGAAAGGUGUCUAUAUGUUGAAACAUUUGCAAAGUUUGUUUUUCGUUUUGUAGUCUUUUUAAAGGAAUUAUAAUGGUAACACGUGCUUUGUAGAUUUUUUUUAAUUUGUGAUUGAUCUCUGUACUUGCCAAGCUAAAAGUCCAGGCUCACACAAAUAGUUACUUGCAAUCGUAGGAUGUAUUUCCAGUUAGUUACCAAUUCUUAGUGUGUUAAAACCAAAUAUUUUUUUUGUGAUAUUCGGCAGAUUGGCUACGCGUGGAAAUAUAAAUAUUUAGGUUUGUCUUUGAUGAAGAAAUUGUCCCUUUCCCAUGAUGCAAUUGGGUGGUUGUUCGACAACCGUCCGUAAUGGGAACGAUAGGAUGUUAUUUAUCAAUACGCAUGUAUCAUAUUUUGAUUUGUAACUGAAUUAUCUUAUGCUUUAUUAAUUGGUAGCUUUGUAAUUUUAGGUAAAUGUCUACCUUUUUUAAUGAGGUAUGGUUUUGUUGCAUUUUAAGUUGUCUUUUUUUUUUAAACUAAAACCAUUGUAAAUUUAUUAACACUGUCAAUUAUCAGCAUAGAAAACCGCAGUUAGGCCAUCAGCCUCAGUCAACAAUUUUGGCCACCGGUAUCAAAUGAGGGGAAUAAUCGUCAUAGCGAUUUUUGGCAAGGUUUUCAUCUCCAGAGUUGGAAAAUAUGUGAUAGCACUAACGGUGGCAGCUUUUGGGGUGUUAACACCUUUUUUUUUCCAAGAUGUCCAUCAAAAUGCUUGUUACCACUCUAGGGGCGGGACACCUUGCGCAUGAGCACUAUAAUCAUUUAUGCCCUGAUUUGAUACUGGCCAAACCCCCAGGCUGAUGGCCUAAGUUAGAGAAAAGGUAGUUGCGUAUUAUCACCCUUCAUUAAAAUCACAAAUAAAAAAACACCAAAGGGACACAGAAUUGCUAUACAUGAAGGUGAGAAAAUUUGAAAUGUAAUAAAAUUGCAGUUACAGGUUCACUCAUACAUACUCCAGUAACACAGAGCCAUUGCCCUCUAAGAUGGCUGCUACGCAUAAGGUUUAUUGACAUCAGAGCAAUUUUUUUGAAGGUAGUUAUUACUUGGAUAGCAAAAUGUGUACAAAAUUGCUAUAUAUCAGUGUGUCGCUUAUAUAGCUUUUUGGACUGGCUCUUUUUUAAUCAAUUCAAAUAAGUGCUAAUGUAUACAGCUUCAAUAAUUAGUUAUAAAUCCCUGUCAUUGCCACCUAUACUAGUUGUUGCAGAAUCUCCUGUUAAUCAGUACUGUCCAACAUGGCUUUUUUCAUUAUCUGUUGUUGAAAUAAAUCAGUUUAAGAAACAUUA
Messenger RNA from Patiria miniata (bat star), 8154 nucleotides. RefSeq names its product neuronal cell adhesion molecule-like. Gene Ontology annotation, molecular function: cell-cell adhesion mediator activity. The transcript is spliced from 25 exons. Gene Ontology annotation, biological process: brain development; cell-cell adhesion. The record is from RefSeq and is a predicted model, not a curated record. NCBI's taxonomy places the organism in Eukaryota, Metazoa, Echinodermata, Asteroidea, Valvatida, Asterinidae. The coding region runs from base 225 to 4043 and encodes 1272 amino acids.